CCCUCAGGCCCGGCCCCACCCGUGGCAGCAGUGUGAGAGGAUGGGGUGACAGUCACCACUUCCACAGCCACUCAUUCAAACCAAAUCGAACUAUCGACUCGGGUGACAAAGUGCGGAGAGAAACAGAAUUGCAGAGAUGGAUUGGAUGGCGGAGAGGAUGGACUUCAGUUUGCUGCACAGUGUGAUUGAGGGGGUCCCGCUGUCCCCAGAGGAGCUGUUGUGCGCGGCCGAGGACACCCUGAAGCUGCUGCCGAGUAUCCCGGAGCUGCCGGGGGGGGCCCCGAGCGAGGCCCUGGAGCCAGCGGCCUCCAGCGAUCAGGUGGCCCCCCACACACCUCCACCUUCGCCUCAGUUCACUUCCUCGACCAUUGACCCGAGCCAGUUGAACAACCUUACUUCCUUGACGACCGUUGUGUGUCAUUUGAGCGAUGACACUUCCUUGACGAGCGAAACGCAUCACUUGCUUGACCUGCCGUCUUUGAGGACGACUGGAUGUCAUUUCAGUGACUGGAGCCUGUCAGUUACCGGAGACAUUGACGAGCCAGUGGGGAACGCCGGGGAGCUGGCCGGAGGCCAGGACGAUCCCAGUUUCCUCCCAGUCGCUGCGGGUACCAAAUCAGAGUCGGCUCCAGGAAGAGAGAGUGACCGCGGACCUGGUCUGUCAGAGCCCGGGAGCCGGGGUGUGGCCAGGCUGGUCGGCGGGGGGAGAAGCCGGCCCAGUGGUGGCGGGGCUGGAGCCAGGCGGACUCCACCCCCCGGCAGCAGGAAGCACAAGAAGAUGGAGCAGAACAAGAGCGCGGCGGUCCGGUACAGGUGGAAGAAGCGAGCGGAGCAGCGGGCGCUGGAGCAGGAAUGCGGCAACUUGGAACAGAAGAACAAGACUCUGAGCGAAACAGCGACUUCGCUCCUCACAGAGAUCCAAGUCCUGCAGAACCUACUGGCGGACAUCGGCAAAGCCAAAUCCUGACCAUCGCCCUGACCUGACCUCCUCCCAUUAACCUGUGGUGGUGGGGGGAG
Molecule: messenger RNA, 1017 nt
Organism: Callorhinchus milii (elephant shark)
Lineage: Eukaryota; Metazoa; Chordata; Chondrichthyes; Chimaeriformes; Callorhinchidae
Product: cyclic AMP-dependent transcription factor ATF-4-like
Exons: 2
Coding region: 137-967 (276 amino acids)
Biological process (GO): regulation of transcription by RNA polymerase II
Cellular component (GO): nucleus
Molecular function (GO): DNA-binding transcription activator activity, RNA polymerase II-specific; RNA polymerase II transcription regulatory region sequence-specific DNA binding
Source: RefSeq, a predicted model, not a curated record